This is a messenger RNA of Hyaena hyaena (striped hyena), 9111 nucleotides long. It is a transcript of the gene KIF21B, whose product is annotated as kinesin family member 21B. NCBI's taxonomy places the organism in Eukaryota, Metazoa, Chordata, Mammalia, Carnivora, Hyaenidae. The record is from RefSeq and is a predicted model, not a curated record. Gene Ontology annotation, molecular function: microtubule motor activity; microtubule binding; ATP binding. Bases 118 to 4986 code for a protein of 1622 amino acids. Gene Ontology annotation, biological process: mitotic spindle organization; microtubule-based movement. The transcript is spliced from 35 exons.
UCCGCCAGCAGUGCCCGCGCCCCCGCCUCCCGCAGCCGCAGCCGCUGCCGCUGCCUGGGGCAUUGGCCCCCAGACCCCCGCCCCUGAUCCACGCCCAGACCCUAGAGCCAGAGGACCAUGGCCGGCCAGGGGGACUGCUGCGUCAAGGUGGCCGUCAGGAUUCGGCCCCAGCUGUCAAAGGAGAAGAUUGAGGGCUGUCACAUCUGCACCUCUGUCACCCCGGGGGAGCCCCAGGUCCUUCUGGGGAAGGACAAGGCCUUCACCUAUGACUUUGUCUUCGACCUGGACACCUGGCAGGAACAGAUCUAUUCGACCUGUGUGAGCAAGCUCAUUGAGGGCUGUUUUGAGGGCUACAAUGCCACGGUGCUGGCCUACGGGCAGACAGGGGCCGGGAAGACAUACACUAUGGGCACCGGCUUCGACACGGCGACAUCGGAGGAGGAGCAAGGCAUCAUUCCAAGGGCCAUCGCACACCUCUUUGGGGGCAUUGCUGAGCGCAAGCGGCGGGCACAGGAGCAGGGCGUGGCUGGGCCUGAGUUCAAAGUCAGUGCUCAGUUCCUGGAGCUCUACAACGAGGAGAUCCUUGACCUGUUUGAUAGCACCCGUGACCCUGACGCCCGCCACCGCAGGUCUAACAUCAAGAUCCACGAAGAUGGGAAUGGUGGCAUCUACACCACGGGCGUCACGUCCCGUCUCAUCAGCUCCCAGGAGGAGCUGAUCCAGUGCCUGAAGCAGGGGGCCCUGUCCCGCACCACGGCCAGCACCCAGAUGAACGUGCAGAGCUCCCGCUCACACGCCAUCUUCACCAUCCACGUGUGCCAGAUGCGAGUGUGCACGCAGCCCGACCCAGUGAACGAGGCUGUGACUGGGCUUCCUGAGGGCACAGCUCCCACAAGUGAGUAUGAGACGCUCACCGCCAAGUUUCACUUUGUGGACCUGGCUGGCUCAGAGCGGCUGAAGCGGACGGGGGCCACCGGCGAGCGGGCCAAGGAGGGCAUCUCCAUCAACUGUGGCCUGCUGGCCUUGGGCAACGUGAUCAGCGCCUUGGGGGACCAGAGCAAGAAGGUGGUACACGUGCCCUACAGGGACUCCAAGCUCACUCGGCUCCUCCAGGACUCGCUGGGGGGCAACAGCCAGACCAUCAUGAUUGCCUGUGUGAGCCCAUCAGACCGGGACUUCAUGGAGACGCUCAACACACUCAAGUACGCCAAUCGGGCCCGCAACAUCAAGAACAAGGUGGUGGUGAACCAGGACAAGACGAGCCAGCAGAUCAGCGCCCUGCGGGCUGAGAUUGCACGCCUGCAGAUGGAGCUGAUGGAGUACAAGGCGGGCAAGAGGGUGAUCGGAGAGGAUGGUGCCGAGGGCUACAGCGACCUGUUCCGGGAGAAUGCCAUGCUGCAGAAGGAGAAUGGGGCAUUGCGUCUGCGGGUGAAGGCCAUGCAGGAAGCCAUCGAUGCCAUCAACAACCGCGUCACCCAUCUCAUGAGCCAGGAGGCCAAUCUGCUUCUGGCCAAGGCCGGUGAUGGCAAUGAAGCCAUCGGGGCUCUGAUCCAGAACUACAUCCGGGAGAUUGAGGAGCUGCGGACGAAGCUCCUGGAGAGCGAGGCCAUGAAUGAGUCCCUGCGCCGCAGCCUGUCUCGGGCCUCGGCUCGGAGCCCCUACUCCCUGGGUGCAUCUCCUGGGGCUCCGGCCUUUGGGGGCAGCCCAGCCAGCUCCAUGGAGGAUGCCUCGGAAGUGAUCCGCAGGGCCAAGCAGGACCUGGAGCGGCUCAAGAAGAAAGAGAUCAGGCAGCGGAGAAAGAGCCCAGAGAAGGAGGCCUUCAAAAAGAGGGCAAAACUCCAACAGGAAAACAGUGAGGAGACCGACGAGAAUGAGGCUGAGGAGGAGGAGGAAGAGCGAGACGAAAGUGGCUGUGAGGAGGAGGAGGGGCGUGAGGAUGAAGACGAGGACUCGGGUAGUGAGGAGAGCCUGGUGGACUCGGACUCAGACCCUGACGAGAAGGAGGUGAACUUCCAGGCAGACCUGGCUGACCUGACAUGUGAGAUCGAGAUCAAGCAGAAACUGAUUGACGAGCUGGAGAACAGCCAGCGGCGGCUGCAGACUCUCAAGCACCAGUAUGAGGAGAAGCUGAUUCUGCUGCAGAACAAGAUCCGAGACACGCAACUGGAGCGCGACCGUGUGCUGCAGAACCUCAGCACCAUGGAGUGCUACACGGAGGAGAAGGCCAACAAGAUCAAGGCGGACUAUGAGAAGAGGCUGCGGGAGAUGAACCGGGACUUGCAGAAGCUGCAGGCCGCACAGAAGGAGCAUGCGCGGUUGCUCAAAAACCAGUCCCGCUAUGAGAGGGAGCUGAAGAAGUUGCAGACCGAGGUGGCUGAGAUGAAGAAGGCCAAGGUGGCCCUGAUGAAGCAGAUGCGGGAAGAGCAGCAGCGGCGGCGGCUGGUGGAGACCAAGAGGAACCGGGAGAUUGCUCAGCUCAAGAAGGAACAGCGGCGACAGGAGUUCCAGAUCCGAGCUCUGGAGUCCCAGAAGCGGCAGCAGGAAAUGGUUCUGAGGAGGAAAACCCAGGAGGUUUCUGCACUGAGGCGCCUGGCCAAGCCCAUGUCUGAGCGGGUGGCGGGGCGUGCAGGACCAAAGCCCCCCAUGCUGGACUCGGGGGCCGAGGUGUCAGCCAGCACCACAUCGUCUGAGGCCGAGUCAGGGGCCCGCUCGGUCUCCAGCAUCGUGCGCCAGUGGAACCGCAAAAUCAACCACUUCUUGGGGGACCACCCUGCGCCUGCUGUCAAUGGUACCCGCCCUGCCAGAAAGAAGUUCCAGAAGAAGGGGGCCAGCCAGAGCUUCAGUAAGGCUGCAAGGCUCAAGUGGCAGUCCCUGGAGCGGAGGAUCAUUGACAUCGUCAUGCAGAGGAUGACCAUUGUCAACCUGGAGGCUGACAUGGAGCGGCUCAUCAAGAAAAGGGAGGAGCUGUUCCUCCUGCAGGAGGCGCUGCGGAGGAAGCGGGAGCGGCUACAGGCUGAGAGCCCAGAGGAGGAGAAGGGGCUGCAGGAGCUGGCGGAGGAGAUCGAGGUGCUGGCUGCCAACAUUGACUAUAUCAACGACAGCAUCACUGACUGCCAGGCCACCAUCGUGCAGCUGGAGGAAACCAAGGAGGAGCUGGACUCCACGGACACAUCGGUGGUUAUCAGCUCCUGCUCCCUGGCCGAAGCCCGUCUCUUGCUGGACAAUUUCCUCAAGGCGUCCAUUGACAAGGGACUACAAGUGGCACAGAAGGAAGCCCAGAUCCGGCUGCUAGAGGGACGACUGAGGCAGACAGACAUAGCGGGUUCCUCCCAGAACCACCUGCUCCUGGACGCACUGCGAGAGAAGGCUGAGACACACCCUGAGCUGCAGGCCCUCAUCUACAAUGUGCAGCAGGAGAAUGGCUAUGCCAGCACAGAUGAGGAGAUCUCAGAGUUCUCUGAGGGGAGCUUCUCCCAGUCAUUCACCAUGAAAGGUUCCACCAGCCAUGAUGAUUUCAAGUUCAAGGGUGAGCCCAAGCUGUCUGCCCAGAUGAAGGCUGUGUCGGCCGAGUGCCUGGGUCCCCCACUGGAUAUCUCCACCAAGAACAUCACCAAGUCCCUGGCCUCCCUUGUCGAGAUCAAAGAGGACGGAGUGGGCCUCUCCGUCCGAGACCCCUACUACCGGGACAAGGUGUCACGCACCAUCAGCCUGCCCACCAGAGGCAGUACUUUUCCCCGGCAGUCUCGAGGCACGGAGACAUCCCCACUGACCCGAAGGAAGUCGUAUGACCGAGGGCAGCCCGUUAGGUCCACAGAUGUGGGAUUCACGCCCCCCUCAUCCCCUCCUACUCGGCCCCGCAACGACCGCAAUGUCUUCUCUCGUCUCACCAGUAACCAGAGCCAAGGGUCAGCACUGGACAAGUCUGAUGACAGCGACUCCUCUUUGUCGGAGGUCCUGAGGGGCAUCAUCACCCCCGUUGGAGGAGCCAAGGGUGGAAGGACGGCCCCGCUGCAGUGCGUCUCCAUGGCCGAGGGCCACACCAAGCCCAUCCUCUGCCUGGACGCCACGGACGAGCUGCUGUUCACAGGGUCCAAAGACCGCAGCUGUAAGAUGUGGAACUUGGUCACAGGCCAGGAGAUUGCAGCACUGAAGGGCCACCCCAACAACGUGGUGUCUAUAAAGUACUGCAGCCAUUCUGGGCUUGUGUUCUCCGUGUCUACCUCCUACAUCAAGGUGUGGGACAUCCGGGACUCAGCCAAGUGCAUUCGGACCCUCACGUCCUCGGGCCAGGUGACCUCAGGUGACGCCUGUGCUGCCACAUCCACCCGCGCCAUCACCAGCGCUCAGGGGGAGCAUCAGAUCAACCAGAUUGCCCUCAGCCCUUCGGGCACCAUGCUGUACGCCGCCUCGGGCAAUGCCGUCCGCAUCUGGGAGCUCAGCAGGUUUCAGCCCGUCGGCAAGCUGACUGGCCACAUCGGCCCUGUGAUGUGUCUGACGGUCACCCAGACGGCCAGCCAGCACGACCUGGUGGUGACCGGCUCCAAGGACCACUACGUUAAGAUGUUCGAGUUGGGUGAGUGUGUGACCGGCACCAUCGGCCCCACCCACAACUUUGAGCCCCCGCACUACGACGGCAUCGAGUGUCUCGCCAUCCAGGGAGACAUCCUCUUCAGUGGCUCCCGGGAUAAUGGCAUCAAGAAAUGGGACCUAGAACAGCAGGAGCUCAUCCAGCAAAUCCCCAAUGCACACAAGGACUGGGUGUGUGCCCUGGCCUUUGUCCCUGGCCGCCCCAUGCUGCUGAGCGCCUGCCGCGCGGGCGUCAUCAAGGUCUGGAACGUGGAGAACUUCACGCCCAUCGGAGAGAUCAGGGGCCACGACAGCCCCAUCAACGCUAUCUGCACUAACGCCAAGCACAUCUUCACUGCCUCCAGUGACCUGACGGUGAAGUUCUGGAGUGUACGGCGGUUACCCGGUGGCCCACCCUAGGAGUACACAACAGUCCUCGCCUUGGCUAUCCUUCAGAGGAUGGCCCCCAGACCCUCGGCCCCCGGCAGCCUGGACAGCACAGAAGGGAAGCUGUGGCCUGACGGGGCCAACUGCCCUGGGGACAGAGGGUGUGGGCAUCGGGUGUUGCUCCUUUCCUGUUUUCCUUCCUCUCCCUUGACCUUCCUAUGGGAUACUGUCCCCUCAGUCCCUCCCCUGCCUCCUGGGGAGAGAGGGAGGUUGGGGGGGGAAUUUAAGCUGUGAAGCCAAAGGGCAUUUUCCCUCUCAUUUCUCUCCCUGCAGCCCCUGGGGCUCCCCUUGCCCUCCCUCUGGCCACAUUUUCUCCUGCUGAGCUGGCCAUGACCUUCCUCAAGCCGCUGGCCCAGUGGUGGGGCCCCAUCAGGGAGGCGAAUCAUCCCCAGCCCCUGCUGCGCCCCCUCCGAUGAACAGGCCUCCCCCUAUACCCCCUCAUGCAGCCUCUGGAGCCCCUGCACCUGCCUCUGAGCCCAAAAUGAUAGUCCUCAGGUAACCAUGGAAACCAGGUGGAGGCAGCUGGGCUCUGAGGCUGACCCUUAGCCCCUUGGUCACCAACAGCCAUUCCCAGUUGACCCCAGAAAUUCCUUGGGGUCCCUUUCUGAUGGGGCCAAGGUAGAGCUGCUAGAAAAAAUUUCUUUUGGGGAGAUGGGCAGAAACACUUCAGCUAUUUAAUUUAUUUUUUUUUUUUAUUUUUAUGUUUUGCUGUUGCCUCCUGGAAACUGACUUGAAGUCUCUCCCCACAUGUUCGUUCCCUCUGCUCUUGGGGGCCGGGACUCCCAAAGGGAAUCCGCCCUACCAGCUCUCCAGGACCACCUCCCCUGUUUGCUUUGCAGCUCGGGCCUGUCCCCAACAUUGCCCCCAGGGACCAUUCUAGCGCACCCCUGACCUCUAGGCCGCCUGAUGCUUCAGUGCCUUCCUCCACCCCGGGGCCUGGCACCCAUGCUGGGCAGCCUUACACCAGCCAUGCCCGCGGCACCACAUGUGUCUUUUCACUCGCGGGGUUUUAUGCCCGCUGUCCCCCAAAGGCUGGGGAGCUCCCCCCCACAGCCCAGGGCCAGGGGUCCCUUGUUCCCAAUGUCCCAUGUGGGCCACGUAGGAAGCAGCUCAGAGGAUUAUGUCUACCAGGAAGUGGCUUGGAUGGUGAGGAUGGCCCGGCCCCCUACCCAGCUCACCUGUGUUUUCACCCGGACUGGGCAGCAAGUCCUUCCAGUCUCUUUCUCUCUGGUUAUUCAAGAGACACAUUUUCAAGCCUUAAAGCUGGCAUGGGGCAAGAGGUCAUCCUCUUUAGAUUAGCAGCAAAGAGGGAGUUCAUUCGUUGUUUCUUUUUGCCUUGGGGCUGUGGACUCAAGGUUCCAAGCAUGUGGUUAAAUCUGUGUUCCAGCUCCCCCUGUCGGGGCAAUUCUGAAUUUACAGGAUCAGGCCUUGGGAGGAGUCGCAGGACAUCCGUCCAUCCCUGGGCUCCAACCCCCCACUGUUUUUCCAAUGCUUAACUGGUCUGUGCAUCCUGUCCGCAUUGAGGCGGGGCCAGGAGCCCCAACUCUGUUCUGAGAUAUGCAGUGACUUUUAGACUUUCUGGAGGUAGCUCUGUGUUUGUCCUCUGUGCCUCUCCCUAUUUGGUCAGGGGAUUGGAGCCCCCUCGGUGUGGUACCAAGCAUGGGAGGGUGCUGGCGCCCUGGGCCGAGGAGGCUGUCUUAGCUGUGAAAGGGAAAAACACCUGUGGGGGCCUGAGUCCCCAGCUCUGCCUCCACCCUGUUCAGAGCUGCCCCUGAGGCUAAGAAGGCUGUCCUGCUGUGAGUGGCCCCUGCUGGACACGGUGGUGGAGUCUGGGUCAGCUCAUGUGCAGGAAGCACAUACCCUUGAAUCCUGGCCUCCCUAAGGAGCCGGGGACAGUCUGUCUGUGAUGGCUGGAAAUCCUUCCUCCUCCUCUGGCCAUCACGGGGGGGGGGGGGGGGGGGGGGGCGUGCCCAGCAGCUCCCUCGGCCGCUUGGAAGUAAGCACCUCUCCUCCUCCCCAUCCUUCUCCCCACCUGAUGAGAAAGCUUCAACCUUGCAACCUGUAAGAAAGAAUCUGUCUGCAUGACUGUUUACAAACUGUAGAAACAGAAAAGACUGCGGUGCCCGCAUGGGCCAGGGAAGCCCCAGCCUGAGGCGACUGUACUGUAGCUGCAAGGCCUGUUCUUGCGCGAGAUGUGACCUUACGGCCUGCGAGAGGUGCUCAGUGUCGUUGCCCAUUUCCUGCUGUUUCUGAUGGCUCAGCUACCUCAUGGCGGGCUGGCUCUGCUGUCCUGGAGAGUAUCACUGGUUCUAAACUUGAAGUCCCUUGGGAGCCCUGAGCCCUUCCAAAGCUGUGCUCAGAGAGCGUUGGAGUCUCUGCUUGCUCCUUCAGGGAUAUCCAAGGUACAUAGUUAGGGGGCAGGCCCCCAACAUCCUAAAGGUUGGAAGCACAAAAUGGUUGUGAUUUGAGCACAAUAGUAAGGCUUGUGACAGGUGGCCUGGGCAGACCUGGGUCUGGGAGGCUCGUCCUAGCUUGGCUCUGUCUAGAGGUCGACUGAGUAUGUCUGUGUCUGGAGGGGCCUGCCCCCGCUCAGACCAGGGCUCGGCCCGUGGCUUGUCCUAACUCUGGGCUCAUCAUAUGACUUCUUACUUUUCUUUGCCCGUCUGCAGCCUUGAAUCGGGGCCACCGGUGGCCCAGCCACAUCAGAAUGUGUGGGCCCUGGAGUAGCUCCCUUACUCGACCCCACACCCUAGAUCUUUAAAUGCCUGAGCCCAGGCUGGGUCCCAGCCCUACUGAGCCUAAGGAGCCCAGAGCCACGGUGCCUGUCAUCUGGGCCGAGCCCCCUCGAAUGCUUUUGAAGCUGACCGCCCAUGGGCUGCUCCACACAGUCCCGCGCCAGGCUCUGUUCGCAGUAUUAACCAGCUCGGUGUUUGCUUUCAUCUGAGUGGCUGGUCCCUCCAGGACAGCCAGAGUUCCCCAAGGGAGCACCUGGAGCUGCCUUUGGAGAUUACCAAUAAAGAGGAAAGACACACCCAAGCCUUUGACGUGGCCGCGGCGCCACCGUUAGCCCCUUAGGAGGGGACGUUUGUGGAUCUGGGAGAGGUCCCCGCGCCCUCCCACCAUCACUGCGGCAUCAACCUUGGGCAACCCUUGGGUGUCUGGCCCUGCUGCCUGCCUGGGGCAGUGUCACUUGGGCAGAGGGCAGUUUCAAGCACAAAACCGCUGUAGGGAAGACUGUUGCUGGGACUUUCUCACGCCACCCAGCGCGGUGGAGACGUAGGCAGGCCGCUGCCGUGAAGUCAGAAGUGCCCUGCCCUCUUCCAUCAUGGAGACAAUGCCAACUCUUGGAGGCAGCCUCUGCCACGGUCUGUGCUGGGUGCAGGCACAGCCCCUGUCUUCUUCAGCCCCCGCCUGGGCCCGGUGUGUUCUCUAUCGUGUUUGUGUGGGCAGGGCCUGCCCUGGUGAGUUUCUUCCCGCCAAGUGACCCAAAUCUGUGGCAUCUAUUGGCUUGCCAUCCUAAACAGGAAACUGCUUAUGCUUUCCUAGCUUAGCGCAGCCUCCUGGCCCAGCCUCAGGAGCCAGGGCAUGGCCAGUGGCCCCACAGGCCUUCCUCUCCUGGCUCCCACAUCCUUCACUGCUCUCUUUGUGCAAGGACAAAAGCUACAAGGAAAGUUCUGUUUUCUACGGCAUCUUUGUUCUAUCUCCCACCCCCUACCCAUUCCCGGCACUCAGAUGAACCCCCAGCCCUUACCAUACCCCAGUCCGAUUUUUCGAACCCUUGUCCUGAGAGCUUUGCAGGGAAGUGGGAACUACUUCCAGAAGAGCCAAGGGUCAGAGAAGACCCCUGAAGUGAAUCAGGGCCCUGCCCUGCCCACCAGCUCUUUUCUAGUGCUCACCCCCUGCCCAGGCUGCAGGGCCUCAUUUGGCUUAGGCCCUCCUCGCUAUGUGGCUAGCACAAGAUGUAUAUGUUUUGUACCUUUGCCGAUGACUGUACAUAGUGUAUGAAAGUUAUUUAAGCCUCAUGCUGUACAUUUCCGUUCCCAGACUGGAUGUGUGUGUUCAGAGAAGUUGUCAUAAAUAAAACCCAAAUGACCGUUA